Molecule: messenger RNA, 1612 nt
Organism: Rhizopus microsporus ATCC 52813
Lineage: Eukaryota; Fungi; Mucoromycota; Mucoromycetes; Mucorales; Rhizopodaceae
Product: transcription factor Opi1
Exons: 5
Coding region: 17-1360 (447 amino acids)
Biological process (GO): regulation of transcription by RNA polymerase II; endoplasmic reticulum unfolded protein response; phospholipid biosynthetic process
Cellular component (GO): endoplasmic reticulum; nucleus
Molecular function (GO): transcription corepressor activity
Source: RefSeq, a predicted model, not a curated record
UUUUUUCUUUCAAAACAUGAGCCAACAACAACAGCCACAAUCACAGCAGCAGCAGCACUCAGCCAUGUCUAUUGAUCAACUUGUGAAUACACCGGAUGAUAUGGACCCUGAUGUUAAAAUGGCGGUUGAAGCACUAGGAGAUAUGGCAAGAUCCAAGGUUCAUAUGACUCUACCUCCUCUAUCAACGCCCUCGACUACACCUAGUUCUCCUUUACCCACACCAACCUCUUCAUCCAUUCAACGUCUAUCUUUCUCUUCCUCAACAUUAGAUGAACCACAACAGAGUCGAUUUAUUUAUCGUGUAUCCAAUAUUCCCAUUGUUAAUUCAGCUAUCAGGGUCUAUGAACAUUCAAAGAAUUCUAGUUCAGUUGUAAAGUAUGGUGCUGAAAUGGUCGAGUCAUUUGCUGGCCCUAUUUAUGACAAGUUAGGUAAACCAGUUCUGUCGAACGUAGAUGAGUGGGGAUGUAAACAGCUUGAUAAAUUGGAAGAAAAGUACCCCUAUUUGUCUAAAAGUAAAGAGACAGACGAGGAUGAACAAGACGAAGAUGACGCCAAUUCUACUGUUAGCGCAUUAGCUCGUACUUCUCUAUUAGACGAUCAUGAAUCAACUGCAUCAGGAUUAAGAAAACGAAGAGAUUCCAAAGAAGAAUUCACAUUAAAAAAUACAAACCGAUCAAGAACUUCGUCUCGAUCAACUUCUCCUCAUAAGCCCUAUCCAAAACCAAAUGCUCGUCACCGUCCUAUUGCUCCUCGUAGUAAAUGGCAUCAAAUCGUUUUGCAUGCCUCCUCUGCUGCAGGAACAACGGCAGCUGUGAUCAGUGAAGAGAGUAUGAAAUGCCUCAGAUACUGUUUAAGCUGGCUUCAGUACGCUUCACAACAUAUCGAGCAACAAAUGAAUUUGAUUCGCAAAUAUUUGGUUUCAAUAGCAAAAUCAUCACAAGAUAAAGCCGUCGUUGUAGCUCAAGAAUCUCCUUUACCCAGAAUCAAGAAAGAAAUUGUAGAUACACUUCGUAAAGUAGUCGAUGUCAUUUCAAAAUAUGCUGGCACAGGUUUACCAGAGCAAGCCAAAGCUGCCGUCCGAAGCUUCAUCUUGGCUCUUCCUUCUCGAUGGGCCAUGCUCAAUUCAAAGGCAGCAUCACCUGUAGCAUCACCUGCACUUAAGCCAAGUGACGUAGGUCUUCACGAAACGUCUAUCAAAUUACUUAACUUUAGUGGCGAAUCACUCGAGAUGAUCCAAUCUGUAGCUCACGUCUUUUCAGAUACCAUCGAGCGUGCUGAGCUUUGGUUAAAUCGACUCGCUGUUGUUUCAGGUUCUUCUCAACAAGCUAAACCUGCUGUUGAACAAAUGGACUUGAACUAAUCCUUUUCUUUUUUCUUUUUUCUUUCCUUCAUAAUUUCUUUUGUUUGAAACAAAAUGCGUGCAUCUUGGAUACCUUUCUCUCUUUUUUUUGGCAUUUCUUUCUUUUGUAUACAAAAUAAAGACUAUAUUUCGAAUUGUAUAUAAAUAAUCAAAGUUGUGUAGCUUAUGAUUUGGUAUUCGUAUUCUAAUGUUGUAGGUUUAGGUCAUGUUAUUCUGCAUUGAUUCGUGUUUAUCUGUCAACCUGAAAAUAUG